Molecule: messenger RNA, 2453 nt
Organism: Camelina sativa (false flax)
Lineage: Eukaryota; Viridiplantae; Streptophyta; Magnoliopsida; Brassicales; Brassicaceae
Product: squamosa promoter-binding-like protein 10
Cellular component (GO): nucleus
Molecular function (GO): DNA binding
Source: RefSeq, a predicted model, not a curated record
CUCUUAUAUACUUUCCCCAAAUUCUUUGGAAUACGUUUUCUCCUUAGAUUUAGGCUUUUGUUCGUUAUUUCUUCCUUCUUACAACAAUUUAGCUUAAUUUUAGAAAGAGAUCGAUUACGAUUGUUGAAUCAACUGAAACUGUAGUUCAUGGUUCUUAGGGUAUAGAGAGAAGAAUUUGCUAGAAUGGCGGAAUCGUUUUUUUUUUUUUUGGCUGUGGUGUGUCCUUUGUUUGCUCUUCUCUCUCUGUUACUGUAACGUAAGAAAGCAAAAGACGUCCUUAUUAGUCUUAGGUUUUUGUUUACCAGGCGAAUCGGAAUUGGAUUGUUGCAUCCAUCACUUCUAAUUACUUUGGUUAGUUAGAUGAAUUUAUUUAUUGUUUGAGAGGGACCAUUUUGCUUUCAUUGAAAACCUUAGCUGAAAGGGGACCGUGAUUGGGAUCGAAACCUAACUUACUGUCUCAUUUUGUUAGUUCAAUCUUUAUUGCUGGAGAUAAAAGAGGUUUGUUUCCUUCAUAUUGCUUAAGCUUUUGGUGUCUUUUUCUUUGCACGUAUACUUUUUUAAUUCAAUGUGUAAAUUUGUAGACCACAAUAGCGAGCUUUUUUGGUUUUUGAGGACGUUAGUUAUGAAACUUUCUGCAAGUACAAAGGAUGAAUGAAUGGGUAGGGAAGGGGUUUUGCAGUAAUGAUGGCUAUAGGUUUAAUGACUCGUUAUCGUCUGUGUUUCUUAACAAGUUGUUGGUAAUUCUGGGCUAUCUCAUUGGAGGAAUCUGUGGGUCCUGUUGAAUAAAUGCCACUUAGUUUUUGUGUGAUGGAGAGCACUCAAGGGAGCUAAGAAAAGGAAUACCCUUUCUUUUGCCCUUUUUGCUGGUCUGGGUGAAACAUAGAAAGCUUUCUCUUGCUGACGUUUUUUUGAUAUUCUGGUCUAUGAACUUAACCCACAUCUUGAAUGGACUGCAACAUGGUUUCUUCAUCCCAGUGGGACUGGGAGAAUUUGAUCAUGUCCAAUCCGUCAAAGUCUGGAAAUGAAAAAAAACAGCAAUCUACCGAGUGGGAAUUUGAAAAAGGUGAAGGAAUUGAAUCUAUAAUUCCAGAUUUCUUAGGCUUUGAGCGAGUCAGUAGUGGCUCUGCCACCAGUUUCUGGAACACUGCUGUAUCGAAAAGUUCACAGUCAACCUCUAUCAACUCAUCAUCUCCCGAGGUCAAACAAUGCAAGCUUGCAUCAAAAAGUUCCCCUGGAGAUUCUUGCAGCAACAUAGAUUUUGCCCAGGUGAAGGCAUCCACUGCUCUUGAGGUAUCUGUUGCCUCAGCUGAAUCAGAUCUUUGUUUAAAACUAGGAAAGCGGACAUACUCUGAAGAAUUUUGGGGUAGAAACAAUAAUGACAUUUCAGCGGUUUCCAUGAAGUUGUUGACUCCAUCUGUGGUUGCUCGGAAGAAAUCCAAAUCGUGUGGUCAAAGCAUGCAAGUCCCGCGUUGCCAAAUUGAUGGCUGUGACCUGGAUCUCUCAUCUGCUAAGGAUUAUCAUCGUAAGCAUAGAGUCUGCGAAAAGCAUUCAAAGUUCCCAAAAGUUACCGUGAGAGGCAUAGAACUUCGAUUCUGCCAACAAUGUAGCAGGUUCCAUGCUGUGUCUGAGUUUGAUGAGAAGAAGCGAAGCUGCCGCAAACGUCUUUCUCAUCAUAAUGCAAGGCGUCGCAAGCCACAAGGCUUAUAUCCACUGAAUCCAGAAAGGGUGUACGAUCGGAGACAGCAUACAAGUAUGCUGUGGAAUGGGUUGUCCCUUAACACGAGAUCUGAAGAAACUUAUGCAUGGGGUACCACUUAUGAGACAAAGCCUACACAGAUGGAAAGCGGCUUUACCUUGAGCUUCCAGAGAGGUAAUGGCUCUGAGGAGCAGCUGUUUGCUAGUAGCAGCCGCUCUUUCUCUGUGUUUCAAACCUCGGGCGGAUUAUCAGCAGGGAAACCCAACAUUCAACUUCCGGACAAAGGUCUGGGAGAAUGCUCAGGAGGCCUCCAUGAGACUCAGGAUUUCCACAGUGCUCUCUCUCUUCUGUCAACCUCUUCGGAUCCACGUGGGACCAAACACAAUCCCGUGGUCGAACCACAGCCAAUAUUUGGCACUUUCCCUACUCAUUUCAUAUGAACAAGCAAGAAACACGAAGUCCCUCCAUUAUAAGUCAGGUUGCAUCCGAUGGAGUUUCUUUUCGAAGAAUAAAAUAAAAGCGUGUGUAACGUUUAUUGCUCUAGCUAAACCAGUCACUCGGUUGGCUUAGCUUUUCUUGUACUUUUCCAAACUUAUUAUGUCAACUUCUUCCUGGAUCCGUUUGUAUGCCAACUUCGCUACUCUGUAAGGUGUACGACUGUUUUAAGACCAGUUAAGAGGUCAUUCAGGUUUGUAAUAUUAUUUUACUUCUUUGUAUUGCGAAAACAGCGAGAAUUAUGCAAGACAACUUUCUGAUU